AUGCCGUGGGAGUACUCCACGAACCUCUGGGAGCACACUCACAAGGGCACAGUGAAAGUCCCUGUGCGCGGCAGCAACUGGAAGGACAUCCCGCGUCGAAUCGUGGAAGAGGAGGUGCAGCGGGAGAUCACUCGUGAGGUGGCGUCUCUGGCGGGCGGGGGGCGGAUGUACGUGACAGCGCUGCGCGAGGCUGUGCGGCUUCAAGAGCACGUGCUGACGCGCAAGUCCCGCAUCGCGAACGUGAGCGACGAAGAGGACGCCGUGCUGUGGGUCUAUAGGGAGUCUCUGGGACCAGACAUGAAGGCGUUUGGGAGAUGCCUGGUGGAGGCCGAUGUGAAGACACCGGUGAUCAAGGUACACACCGCCGUGGCCAUUCCCCGAACCCGUGGGGGGGAGCUGGUUGCAAAAGGCACGUUCGUCAAGGCGAGUCCGGCUGAGAACUGGUUCUCUGAUGUGGCAGUCCGGAACCCUGAAAAGAAGGAGUGGUAUGCACGAUGCUUGUGCAUUUUCCGUGCGACCAACUGUGACGGGGAGGAGGGAGCAUACGCGUACGUAAAGUACUAUGAGGCGGUGGGGGAGUGCCCUAUGACCACGUGUGUGCAGCUGACGCCUGGGAGGGUAGACACAAAGUAUGCGGUGGUGGACGUGGAGUGCAUCAAGCGUGUGGUGCACGUGGUCCGGUCGUAUGUGAACAAGAAGGUGAUGCUGCUUAACAAGUUUUUGUUGUGCGAGUAG
Molecule: messenger RNA, 735 nt
Organism: Closterium sp. Naga37s-1
Lineage: Eukaryota; Viridiplantae; Streptophyta; Zygnematophyceae; Desmidiales; Closteriaceae
Source: the annotation of a GenBank genome assembly